Molecule: messenger RNA, 7793 nt
Organism: Pectinophora gossypiella (pink bollworm)
Lineage: Eukaryota; Metazoa; Arthropoda; Insecta; Lepidoptera; Gelechiidae
Product: lysine-specific demethylase RSBN1L
Exons: 12
Coding region: 186-3023 (945 amino acids)
Cellular component (GO): nucleus
Source: RefSeq, a predicted model, not a curated record
UAAAGUGUGAGGUAGCGUAAAUGGCGUCGCAAGUUGUUUUUUAUUCCAAAUCAGUGAAUUUCUAAUCGUUUAGUGUUAUUACUUGUGUGAUUUGCGAUAUCUGCAUUACAUUGUAUUCUUGCGUCUAUGUUUUGAGUGACGAAUUGCAUCAUUUCUUGUGAUAUUUCAUCUUUCGCUUUGAAACAAUGGCGUCAGGCGGGCCACAAGAAUCCAAUGUAAAAGUUGGUGAAAAUCGCGAUAUAAGUGAAGAAUACAGCGCGUCUAACGGCGAAGGGGACGCCGGCGAGGGCAGCAAGCGACGCCGAGUGACUCACGACUAUCGAAAACUCUCGAAACUGGGAUAUGAUCCAAAUGUGUCAACGAAUCUAACCCACGGUCCGUCAAUGGAUUCCAAAGGCACCAAGAAGCGCAAACUGAGCGCCGACUCCAAGGAACUUUGCGUUUGGGGCGAGAAUACCAGACCGGCUAAGCUCAGCAAGAUAUGGCCAGUCUUCGACUCUGGAGGGUACGGCAACGCAACAGUCUUGACCCUGCACGUAAUGCAGAAGUCUCCACCAAUCAACAACCCUCUACUCUUCAACUUCACCGACAAAGACUGUGGUCUCACCUUGUCCGAGUUAAACCAGGAACCUAUAAAGGCAGAUCUUCUUGGUGGACUCACAGCGUCAUGGAAACAAACGCAAAUGGCCAAUACUGUGCCGAAUGAUGACGUCACAAAGCGACUCUUCUCCUCAGUCUCGAGGCAGCUGCGUAUCAUCAACACGCAUUUCCAAAAGUCAAUGUUCAGAUACAAGUAUCCAAGGGUGACUCGGUCGAAUAUUCUUUUGGAAAGCUCCAACUUGAGGCGUCCGGCUACACACUUCAGUUUGUCAAUGAAAGCGAUUAAGUUCCAAGCGAAUUCUUCGCAGGCGAAUAGAGAGUUGCCCUGUUAUGGUAACUUGGAGUUACCUUUGAAGAUCAAGCAGGAAGGUGGUCAGGUGUAUCCGGCUAUUCCAAAUGUAAGGGACAGUGAUAAGGUGAAAGUCAAAAUUGAAAGUGAGAAAGUGAAAAGUGAGAAGGAGAAGGAAAAGGAGAGAGAGAGGGAAAAAGAAAAGGAUAGGGAGAGGUCAUCGCAGUCGUCUCGGCACCACUCGUCGUCCUCCUCGUGCCACCACUGCCGGCGCCGCGCGCGCAUCAAGCGCUGCUCCAUCGGCGUGCAGUGCCGCCGCGACCGCGCUGCCGCGCCUCACCAGCUGGGCCCGCUGGCCUGCAACCCGGAGGUCAAGGGGCUGAAGUACCACAGACUGAUGCGUGUGGAGACUCACCCGAAUGGUGGCGCGAGUGUGGUGUACCUCUAUCAGCGAGACGUGGACAUGCUGCCUGCCAACCAACAGGAGGCGCUGGCCAAAGAGUUUCUGAAGCUGGUGUUCUCGGAGGACAGCGAGGGCUGGGCGCACUUCGUGUGCGGCGUGGUCCGCGGCGCGGCGGCGCAGUUCCCCUGCCUGCUGCAGCAGCUGGCCUCCGCGCACCCCGCGCUCACCGUCAAGGCGGGCGUGCUGGCCCGCGCCAGCGACAUCGAGACCACCACCGUCAGCCGCUACUACCAACAGGUGCAACAAACGUACGCAGCGGGCACGUUCCGUUGCGGGCCGCUGCACCAGAUAUCUCUGGUGGGAACUGUCCACGAGGAGGUGGGAGGAUACUUCCCCGACAUGCUUCGGCUGCUGGCCCAGUGCCCAUUCCUUGAGAUGACGAUGCCGUGGGGGCCCAUGUCGGCGGUGGAGAUGGAGCCUCAGGAGUCCAACGACGGGCCCAUCUUGUGGAUAAGACCUGGAGAACAGCUGGUGCCCACGGCUGAGCUCGGGAAGAGUCCUAUUAAGAAGAGGCGCACGGGCAUCAACGAGCUGCGCAACCUGCAGUACCUGCCCCGCUGGAGUGAGGCGCGCGAGUUCCUGUUCGAGGACCGCACUCGUGCGCACGCCGACCAUGUCGGACACGGGCUUGACCGGAUCACCACUGCUGCUGUCGGAGUGCUGAAAGCGAUCCACUGCGGUGACGAGUCGGACCGCGGUAGGAUAACCAAGGACGUGGUGGCGUUCCACGCGGCCGACUUCAACAAGCUGGUGCAACUGCUGCAGCUCGAUCUGUACGAGCCGCCCAUAUCGCAGUGUGUCACGUGGCUCGAAGAAGCCAAGCUGAACCAGUUGCGGCGCGAAGGUGUCCGCUACUCGCGGCUGCCGCUGUGCUCCGACGAUAUAUACUUCUUACCCAGAAACAUCAUACACCAGUUCCGGACCGUCUCUGCCGUCACCUCUGUUGCGUGGCACCUGCGGCUGAAGCAGUACUACCCGUCGUCGGAGGCGUCGUCCCCGGCCGAGGAGCGGCCCGCGCCCGAGCCCGCGCCCGCGCUGCAGCCCCGCCCGCCCUCGGAAACCAAAAAGUCAUCGACGGCAACAAAACACAAAGUGGGCGUCAUAGAAAUGCGGGCGUUGAGCGCAAAAUUCAAGGAAAAGAUGGACAGCAAAUCUGUCGAGGUCCAAACUAAAUCCGACAAGUCUGAAGACAAGAAAGAUAAGAAAUCAGAAACUAAAGUUGAGAAGACAGACAAAGAUAAAACAGAGCAGAAACCUGAUCGCACGGAGCCAAAAACAGAUAAAAUUGAACGCACAGACCCUAAAGACGAAGUAAAAAUCAAAACUGAAAAGACUGAUCGUACAGACUCAAAAAGUGAACGGCCAGACAAAACGGACAAGCCAGAAAGAGAACGAACAGACACAAAAACGGACAGAGAAAAAUCCGAACGUGACAAAAAUCAUCACAGGCAGAAUCAUAAAGACAAAGGUAACCGUGACCGAGACAAAUCAUCAGACAAACACAGACAUCAUUCGUCAUCGUCAUCCAGGCACAAGUCCCACAAAUCAGACAGAAGGGACAAAGACAAAGAGAGAAGAGAGAGAGACGACAAGAGACAUAAAGAGAGGGAUGUGAAAAGUGAAGUGAAAAAGGACACUAAAUUACCAGAAGUUGUGCACAGGCCUGAUUAAAGUGACUUUUGCGUGAGUUUUGAGUGACUUGCGGUUUGGUUUUGCUUGUGAAGUGUUAAAGGUUCCUUUUUUUCGGUAAAUUUUCUCUUUGUGUGUUUACCUAAGCGCAGGUGAUUGCUAUAAAAACAAAAAUCCUUUAAGUCACCGUUAGUAUGUUUAUUUAUACCAGAAGGUGCCUGUUCACUCUGGCCUUGAAAGCACCCGGGUUAUAUAGAAAUACAGAAGACGGCAAAGAAUUCCACUCCCUAUUUAAAUAGGGAGUAUUUCAGGGUGGGGGAGGUAUUUCUGAGUGCAUAUAACCCGGGUGCUUUCAAGGCCAGAGUGAACAGGCACCUUCUGGGCGAGCUCCAUCUUAGGCCUCGUCAAUGCCUUCGGGCAAGUCUGGGGCCAAGAGCAAACCCAUCAAAGAUAAAAAAAAAUAUUCUUCACAAGCAAAAGCAUAUCCAAAAAUCAACUCAAAAUGUUACCUAAUUGGUAAUUUUGUAAAUAAUUUAGAUUAAGGGUCUUUUAGAGGCUAAGUGUACGAAUGAUGCGCAGUUUUAGAUCUAGCCAGUGAAUUAUUUAAGUUUUUUUUUAAUUAGGUAUAUAUUUUAAUUACCUACAUUGUAUAGUUAGUAUGAAGACUGGAAAUUUUAUAAUUGCAAAUUAUUAUUUAAAAUGAUCGAAAAAGGAUUUAUGAGAAAAUUGUUUUGCCGUUGUAGGGAUUACGAAAUUACAGUUAACAUUUUCGUGAAUUACAAAAUUAAUUGCAUUAAAGUCGUAUUCGAAAUUGAUGUAAGUAUUCUUACCGAAAUAAUUAACAUUCUGAUAUACGGUACAAUAUGCCAAUUUCAUUGAUUUUUUCCCAGUUUCUUUCAAUAUUCCAUAAGUAUUUUUAUAAUAACCACUCUCCAUACAAGUUCGUGAUUCAUUAUUAUGUAAAGAAAAAAAAACCCAUUUAGAUUUUUUUCAUUUUGUCCCACAUUUUUAACAGUUCGAAGGUCAUAUUUCAAGCAUAUUGUUUAUAUAAAAUAUCUAAAACUGCGUUUAGAAUGUGAUCCCGAGAGAAUUUUAACGAAAUGACGUUUUUAUUAAGCAGUUUUUUUGUGUAAUUUACUGGGCAUUGGAUAAGGGAUAAGCUAAGGAAGCACACCACGGACACUUCAUACAAACAACUUCUGUUUACACAGACUAAAGUAAGACCGAGGGGCAUGGGCGGAUGAUGAACCAGGGUUGAUGGGGUUGGUAAUCCACCUCACAACCCACCCGAUAGAAGAAGAGAAGAAACAAAAUGUGCUUUUCCCAAUGAACAGUAAGCUACACAAUGACACUCCGAUUUAGAUAAAUUUUAAGUAAAUUCAUAUUCAGACACGCAGCAAAGAUUGCACUAUGAGUAUAAAUUAUAUUAUUAUAGUAAUAGUUGAUUAGUCUUAAUAUUUUAUGUGAUUUAUCCCAUUUUAUUGCAAAAUCUCCAAAAAUAGUUGUGACUAUUUUAAAUUUUAUGGGAACACAAGUGUUCAUCUGAGAUCAUAGAAGUAUUGUAUAAGUAUGGGUGGGGGGGGGGGGGGUGUAAACGCCCCAUUGAACGAUCCAUCUAAAAAGCAAUUUUGCUAUGUGUAAUUUGCGUAGGUAUAUAAAUACAAGUGCGCUAUGUCAACGAACGUCAAAUAGCAAAAUUGCUUUUUUAGAUGAAUUGAUUCAAUAUGGCCUUUUAACCCUCUUGAGCGGCUAAAAAGGCCACAUUGAAGCGAUCCAUCUUUGGAAAGUUAUAUUGCUAAUUAAUUAUUUAGCUUAGAUGAAUUGUUUUAAUGUGGCCUGUAUAGACCCCCAGAUUACUUUUUAUGGACGAGAUUUUUUUUUGUGUUAAUUUUUGGUCACUUAAAACUUGAUUAUGUGAGCGCUUUGAAAUUCCCGAUACAUAACAUAAACUCACGGCUAUCUCCCAAAUGGCGUAGUGAGAGGUACAAUCAUGAGCAAUAUAAUGUACCCACUUUAGGACUCUAUCGCACUAACAUAUUUGACAUUUAGUGAGACUUAUAGUUUAAUUUGUCAAAAAAGUUAAUGUGACAUGGUACCAAAGUGUAUACAUAUUAAUGCUCGUGACCGUACAUUCCAUCGCAUGAUGAACUAAGGGUGGUAUUUAUAAACUAUUCUCAGUUUCGAGACUGCCCUCAAGAUCAUGUCAAUGUGACAGUUGUUAUAUAAAAACAAUGACUUGAGCAUGAUCUUGAGGGCAGUCUUAGCUGAGAUUAGUUUAUUAAUACCACCCUAAGUACCCACACUUCACCAGGCUUCUGUUAGACCAACGUGAUAGCCUCCUAAGGCUCCCGGCCCUACUAGUAGUACUAAUCCCAUUGUUUAACUAUUGUGUCUGGAAAUCCGGGCCUUACGACGAUAGUCGAGCCAAGUGUGUUAGUGAAAACUACACUUAAAUUAAUAACUCAUUGGUGCAAGUCCCAUUUUUGGGUUGCCUACAAUGAGUUGUUAGUUUUUCGCCAAUAGAUAUUAAUGGAAAUAUCGCAAUGGAAUAGAAAGAUGGUUUAAAGCGCUCAUGUACAUAAUACUAAGUUUUCUUGAAGUGAUUUUCCAUCAAAAAGUAUAUCUUUUCUAUUAUACUUAUUGUACACUUCGAAAGUAAUAAUAGAGGAGCAGUAUUAUUAACGUUUAUAGCAGAAAAUAUAAUAUAGCACACACUUGCCGAGAAUGAUGGCUUUUGGUUGUGUUUUCAAGUUGGUAUUCGUAAUUUUCUUGACAGAAUUGUCACACUUUUUAUAACCAGUACGGUAAAACUCGCGCGGGAGAGACCAGCUUAUUCUGGAUAAUUCUAUUAAGUCGUCAAUCGUCCAAUGUAAGUUGAUCGCAGGCGUCGAAUCGCGCGCGGUACAACUUGUUAGACGUGAUUUGAUGCCUUCUGAGGUUCGUCCUAGCCGCGUAUUUUCUAGCCAAGCACAGGAGUGUGGAAACGAAUAGGUCACUUUCAACCUCUUAUCUGCCAAGAUACCAGACAAGAAAUGUUACAUUGUGUCUGGUCGAGAUCUGCGUUUUAAUACGUAAACGUUUACAGAGAACAAAGCGGCAGGCGCAGUUAUCAUUAACACGAACGUAGCAAUGAACGCCGCACAUUCCCGGUCGUGAUGUCAAACGGAGGGUAAGCGUCACACUUCACAGUCGAAAGCAGUACUUAGGUUUCCUGGGUCAUAUGAUAGGCACCAAGAGGCAGGCAAGCUAAGUAAAGAAGUCUGGGUAGGGAUGGGAGUACAGUAUUGGUAUGGAAUAUUCUUAUUAGAAUCUAAUACAAUGUCGAUACAGCGUUCUAAUAGACUACUAACGCCAUCUAUUGGCGUGCCGCAGGUACUGUUUUAUAUUGUUGUUACACAAGGUAGAAUUAUCUAGAAUAAAAUGGUCUGCCCCGCGCGAGUUAUAAAAGUUCUAAAUGUUGUGCCCAAAACAAGUAUGAAGUGUGGAUUUACUUCAAUUAUUUUUAUUAUUAACAACAAAACAAUACCAUAAGCCCAAUGACAAGAAAAUACAUCGAUUAGCGCAAAUUUCUUUUCAAUUAAUAUUAUUGUACUAAAAUAAAAUUCUUAAAAUAGAUUUGUUGAUGUUGUAAGAACUUAUGUGAACCAUCAGUUUGUUUGGCGAAGAUGUAAAUUUUGUAUAAUAAAUUAUCGUCUAGGAUAAGUUGGAGAGUAUGAGAAUCGGGUUUGAAUCAUAAUUUUAUUAUUUGUAUUGGCAAAAACAUUAAAUAAAAAUGUUGAAUGUUUUAUUCCUGCUAAAUUAGUGAAAUCAAAAAGAAAAUUUUGUUGAACAGUAGUUACAAUUAAGACCAUACGAAAAGGGAUAAAAUAAAAAAUAUAAUUACAAUUCCUGAUUCUCAUUUUGUUAAAAAUCAUUUAUGUAAGUGAGGAAAGGUAAAUUAUUGUCUAAAUAUGAGUCGAUGUGGACUCACCAGGUCUCAAUGUUUGAUGGACAUUUAUAAAUAUUGAAAUUACAAUCGAAAAAUAUUCUAAUAAAAUUAAAAUCUGUAUCGAGUAAAUUUUGGAUGUAUUAACACAAUAUAUUUAAAACAGCAUAGAUCGAUGCUUAAUGGUAUAUAUAACUGUAUUUGUUCGAAAAUAACCUUGACUCUAACGGUUGAGCGCAUAUAGAACACUUCGUAUGGCAGCCAUCUUGUUUUUCCGCCAUUUUGUAGACGGCAAUUGAAUUUGACCAAGAUUUAAAUACGUUUUGCGGAAGAAGUAUGAUCCAGGUGUCAUAGUUUCCCCAGGCCGAAAGGUGUCUCCCUGAUGCGGAACAUUUUGCAAAGAUCUAGAAGUUUUCACAUAGGUAAACACCCCCGUGACGCUCCUGGGAGGGCAAUUAUAUCAGUCAGUGGGUCUCCACCUAUACAGGGUAUUAGAAAUAUUGAGGCGAUUCGGCUGAUGAUUCUGAGUUAAUAUCUAGUGAAAUUUUUCAUCGCAAAAGAAUAGACUUGAAAAGAAUAUAAAUUUUGCGACGGAAAAUUCCACUUUAUAUUAUCUUAGAAUCACGGUCUGAAUCAUCCCCCUUAGUAUUCGGUACGAUGUCUCUAACAUCCUGUAUCUAAUAGUAAAAAAAAAUAGACAUCACCUCAUCUUCAUGCCAAUGUCAGUGACCGGGUGCACAGAUAAAACUUUCGAUUGUAAUUUCAAUAGGAGAAUGUGGCCAAUCAGACACAAUUGUGAUUGAAAUAUUUAUCUUACGAUUAGGUGGUUAAUUUAUUGUUUCACGUUUCCUAUAUUUUUUGAAAAUAAUAAUUAGAUUAAUAGAAAU